UUAUGCAAAACAGUAUGAGCAACACGCCAUAACCACACACUAUUUCUUUGAUGGUUUUCUUUAUUCUCUGGUCUGCCUGUUGGACAUGAGGGUCGAAUAGGCAUGAAGAAGGGACUAAUGCAGCAAAAAGAGGAAAGCAAGUGCUUUCCAGCAAUGAUGUCUCUCAAAAUGGCUUCUCCACUUUACCUGGUUUUUCUGUUCAUGAUCUCAGGAGCUCUUGGGAAUGAAUGGAGUGUAAAAUACAGCCAAGAAAAUCUCUGUGCUUUAAACGGAUCUACAGUGUUUAUGAACGGCACAUACACACGCCCAACACGUCUUACAGUGACAAAGGAGUUUUGGUUCAUAAGAGAGUUUACUGACCUGCGUAAUGAACCAGGUUACUCAGACAGAGUGGAGUAUUUAGGAGAUGAACAGAAACACUUCUCCCUCAGACUGAGUGAUGUGAAGAAAACAGAUGAACACAUGUACUACUUCAGAAUCACAACAAAUGUAGCGAAACAAAAGUGGGCGGGUAAACCUGGAGUUAGACUCACUGUUACAGAUCUUCGGGUGAUCGUUCCAGAAGAAGUGACAGAGGGACAGUCAGCUGUUCUGACCUGUAAAACCACCUGCAGUCUGACUGAUCCAACAUUCAUCUGGUACAAAAACAGUCAGGAUUUAACCACAAAGCCCACCAGUGGCAAUGAAGUUCACCUGCAGCGGGUCAGCAGUGAGGAUGCAGGCAGUUAUAGCUGUGCUGUAAGAGGAUAUGAACAUCUCCCCUCUCCUGCUCAAACCCUCAGCGUCAGAUAUCCUCCAAAGAACGUCUCGGUGUCCAUCAGACCCUCUGGUGAGAUAGUGGAGGGAAGUUCAGUGACUCUGACCUGCAGCAGUGAUGCGAACCCACCUGUGGAGAACUACACCUGGUUUAAGGGGACGACAUCAGUAGGAAAAGGAAAGACCUACACCAUCUCCAAUAUCAGCUCUGAGGACAGUGGAGAGUACAAGUGCAAGUGCAGGAAUGAACUCGGAGAUCAGGACUCCAUCAGUGUAACUCUGAAUGUUCUGUAUCCUCCAAAGAAUGUCUCAGUGUCCAUCAGUCCCUCUGGUGAGAUAGUGGAGGGAAGUUCAGUGACUCUGACCUGCAGCAGUGAUGCGAACCCUCCUGUUGAGAACUACACCUGGUUUAAGGGGACGACAUCAGUAGGAAAAGGAAAGACCUACACCAUCUCCACUAUCAGCUCUGAGGACAGUGGAGAGUACAAGUGCAAGUGCAGGAAUGAAGUCGGAGAUCAGGACUCCAUCAGUGUAACUCUGAAUGUUCUGUAUCCUCCAAAGAAUGUCUCAGUGUCCAUCAGUCCCUCUGGUGAGAUAGUGGAGGGAAGUUCAGUGACUCUGACCUGCAGCAGUGAUGCGAACCCUCCUGUGGAGAACUACACCUGGUUUAAGGGGACGACAUCAGUAGGAAAAGGAAAGACCUACACCAUCUCCAAUAUCAGCUCUGAGGACAGUGGAGAGUACAAGUGCAAAUGCAGGAAUGAACUCGGAGAUCAGGACUCCAUCAGUGUAACUCUGAAUGUUCUGUAUCCUCCAAAGAAUGUCUCAGUGUCCAUCAGUCCCUCUGGUGAGAUAGUGGAGGGAAGUUCAGUGACUCUGACCUGCAGCAGUGAUGCGAACCCUCCUGUGGAGAACUACACCUGGUUUAAGGGGACGACAUCAGUAGGAAAAGGAAAGACCUACACCAUCUCCAAUAUCAGCUCUGAGGACAGUGGAGAGUACAAGUGCAAGUGCAGGAAUGAACUCGGAGAUCAGGACUCCAUCAGUGUAACUCUGAAUGUUCUGUAUCCUCCAAAGAAUGUCUCAGUGUCCAUCAGUCCCUCUGGUGAGAUAGUGGAGGGAAGUUCAGUGACUCUGACCUGCAGCAGUGAUGCAAACCCUCCUGUUGAGAACUACACCUGGUUUAAGGGGAUGACAUCAGUAGGAAAAGGAAAGACCUACACCAUCUCCAAUAUCAGCUCUGAGGACAGUGGAGAGUACAAGUGCAAGUGCAGGAAUGAACUCGGAGAUCAGGACUCCAUCAGUGUAACUCUGAAUGUUCUGUAUCCUCCAAAGAAUGUCUCAGUGUCCAUCAGUCCCUCUGGUGGGAUAGUGGAGGGAAGUUCAGUGACUCUGACCUGCAGCAGUGAUGCGAACCCUCCUGUGGAGAUCUACAACUGGUUUAAGGUAAACGAAUCCUCACCUGUAGGAUCUGGACAGAGUUACAGAGCUCUUCAGAGUGGACAGUACUACUGUGAGGCUCAGAAUAAACACGGCUCUGAGAGAUCUGCUGCAGUGUCCGUCACUUUAAAAGGGUUUCAGAACAUAGUUGUGGAUGCAGGAGUUGGGGUUGUUGUGCUUGUGUGUGUUAUUUUCAUCGUCAUCAUCUUGUUUCUAAGGAAAAAGAAGAGAAUUGGUUCAACAGCAGACCGAAGUUUAAAACAGGAUGAUAUUUAUUCCAACAUUGCCGUGACAAAGCCAAUCAACACUGUAUCUGAUUCAGCUUCAGCCAAUCAGGACGAAGUUCUGUACACCAGUGUGUUACACCAGAGAACCGCUGACCCCGGGAACGCUGAGAGUUCUGCUGUAAAAGCUUCUGUCUCUGAGGAAGAAGAGGUUCAGUACGCUAGUGUUCGAUUUCCUCGCACCGGUGCUGAUGACAGGCCUUCCAAUGCUGAGGAUCCCACUGUGAUCUACAGCAGUGUGAAAUAAACAACAUUCAGCCAUUUAUUCAACCUCACCACAACUUCCACCUGCUCAGUGGAAAGCUUCAGGAAACUCUCCAGAUGGACACAGUCAGAGGAGCCUUUUUUUUUUCAAUACCUUCUGAUGUACUGAUGUGUAUAUCAUGUUUUCUAAUGUAUACCAACUUUAAACUUCACAACUGGAGAACACUGGAUAACUAGGAAAAAAAUAUCUCGAUGAAACUGUAAGCUCCCAUUCACAUUUGGAAUAUUUAAAGAACUGUUUUUAUGUGACUUUUUAAAAUGCGUUAGCUUCAUGAGAUAAAUGUAAAUGUAGAUGACUCGCUUACGGCUCCUCGCUCCAAAUCCAGUUUGCCUCAGUGAAAAUCUCGAACCUGUUUAUAUUCAUCUGUUCAUGAUAAACAUCACAACAUCAGCAGACUUUGAUAGACAAUCUAAAAACUUUUUGUUUUUUUCUUUUUCUUUUAUCGAUACUUAAUGUGUAAAGUAGACCAUUUGGUGUGUGGGAGACACUUCCUGAACACAAACCACAAGGCCUUUUUCGGAGAACUGAUGCUGCCUUCAUGGUGCCUUGUAAGUGAUAAUGUGCAAGUUGUAAUAAAUUCAGUUUUCACGUGAGGACAUUCGAUGCACAAAAUGAGGGGGGGACAUGGAUGACAUCUUUUGUUUGCUCUGUCAGAGAAUGUAAAGCUCAAAAACAGCGAGUUUAACCAUAAUGUUGGUUCUGUUCUACUGGAGUGAACUUCAAAAAAUUAUGUUUAGCAGCAAGCUAGCUGGCUAACGUUAGCAAUAACUAAUGUUGAUUAUAUUUAUACCUUCUCAUUACUGUACUGUCUGUAUAUUAACUUAUCUAAAGCCAGUACUGUUAUAAAUUAUAAAUUAGUUUAUCAUUUAACCCUCUGGGGUCGAGAGCUUCUCUGGUGAAGCUCGGCAGGUUUAGAAUGAGUAGGUCAUGUAUUUAGAUAAAUAUCUUCAAGUUUUUUGUCAUACAAGCAUGAAAAAUGUAUUGACAGAAACUUUAUACUUUACACUUUCCUGUGUGCCCACUGCCAAAUAAUAUGAUAGUUUUUAAAUUACCUAAAUUAUAUGAAACAUAAAAUUGUCACCUUCCUCAGUCACACUGGAGUCGGAGUGCUGAGCGCGUAAUUAUGUGUAAAUAU
Molecule: messenger RNA, 3880 nt
Organism: Neoarius graeffei (lesser salmon catfish)
Lineage: Eukaryota; Metazoa; Chordata; Actinopteri; Siluriformes; Ariidae
Product: B-cell receptor CD22-like
Exons: 15
Coding region: 103-2727 (874 amino acids)
Source: RefSeq, a predicted model, not a curated record